AUUCCAAAGCAAAAACACAAUUCCUGACCUUUUUCUGUCCUCUCAUUAAAACUAUUUGCAACAAGAGAGAGAGAGAGAGAGAGAGCGCGAGAUGGAGAAAGAUCUUGCCAUAGCUUACGAUGAAAGAGCAACUGAAGAGGAAAAGGUCACGGCAAAAAGGUUGGAUCGUAACGGGGAUGGAAAAGUAUGCUUAUUGGAGUUCAAGGAGUCUGUGAGUUCAUGGUUAUCAAGUGAGAAAGUAUUCAAACAACACGAUGCAAAUGGUGAGGGAACUCGGGAAUUUAAUGAUGAUUUAGCCAUUUACUACAAGAAGACGACAAACCGAUCUCUUGUCUGCAGUGGUUGCAAUGGUGUACUACUUGGCCAAUUCUUUUCUUGCUUUACAUGUCUACCGAAAUAUCCCGAAUCUGUGGACCUUUGUUGUGACUGUUACGAUAAAGGGGAAUUCAAACACGAGCACUCAAUAAGCCACUUCGUCCAUAGCCAUUCUCUGCUUAAGUGGUUCAUGAGUCCUCAGGGAAACGAAGAAAGGACUCAAGAGAAGAGAGAGAUGGAAGAGUUGCACAAGAUUGCGAGAGCUCAUUAUCACGCAGGUCCUCAACAAGUUCAGGAUUUAGCACAUGAAUUCUUCAAUUCUAUGGAUAGUGAUGGCGAUGGCCGGAUUGAUCUGCCUGAGUUCCUAGCAUUCGUGAGACGGGAAGGCCGUUUCGAUAUGCAUAAUCGUUACUUUUUCAAGGAGUUGGAUAGAGAUGGGAAUGGCUCACUGGAUUUCUGGGAGGCAAUGACUUUACACUACAUCAUAAAAAGCAGAAGGCCAUUUUGCUAUUCUUGUGCAAACAUUGUACCGGGAAUAUUUUACUCGUGUGUGGAAUGCUCUUUCACCCUAUGCUAUGAUUGUUAUCGGUCUACUAAACACAAUCACAAUGGUCGCACUCAGUUUUUGGACAACUACAAAGCCAAACAAGAUUCAUCACAGGCAACACAGAUUAAUCCCUACACGAGAGAGAUGGAAGAGUUGCGCGAGAUUGCAAGAGCUCAUUAUCACGCAGGUGCUCAACAAGUUCAGGAUUUAGCACAUGAAUUCUUCAAUUCUAUGGACAGUGAUGGCGAUGGCCGGAUUGAUUUUUUUGAGUUCCUAGCAUUCGUGAAACAGGAAGGCCAUUACCAGAUGCAUAAUCUAAGCUUUUUCAAGGAGUUAGAUAGAGAUGGGAAUGGCUCACUGGAUUUUUGGGAGGUAAUGACUUUAUACUACAUCAUAAAAAGCAGAAGGCCAUUUUGCGAUUUUUGUACAAAGUUUGUACCGGGAAUAUUUUUCUCGUGUGUGGAAUGCUCUUUCACCCUAUGCUGUGAUUGUUAUCGGUCUACUAAAUGUGAUCACAAUCACAAUGGUCGCACUCAGUUUUUGGACAACUACAUGAUACUCCAAGCCAAACAAGAUUUAUCACAGGCAAAACAGAUUAAUCCCUGCACGCAAACUUACGGUUCACACUGUUUCUGGCAGCAAACUUACUGUUCAUGCUAUGUACAUAAUCCAAAUCCAAGCCCAGUACUUCAACAGAAAUUGUUCCAGCAAAUAAAGUGAACAAAUGGAAUGUUGCAUUUAAAGCAUUUGAGGCAGCCCUAGCCAUUGGAAAUAUCGCUGGCGCAAUGUGUACAAUCUCAUGAAGCCAGAUUCUGCUUCAGUAAAUGCCAUGGCGGAACGUAUAUUUCCAACAAGGGUUGGGGGAUCUAGAUUCAUGCUGCUUUAAGGGGCUUUGAUGUGUUUGUAUCUAUUACUUUUCCCCUUUUUUUUGGCCGGUGACUCUGUGUCGGAGCUUUGAAGUUUUUGUUUCUUUAAGGGUGGAAAGCUUCAAUUGCACAAAACAUUUGUGUGCAUAUAUUGGAGUUCUACACGAGUAUUGUAUUGCAACAACUAUAAACGUGAAUUUUUUUCACGUCGACUUUUUCAAAAAUAUUAUGCCCCUGUUUCGUAUCAA
Messenger RNA from Olea europaea var. sylvestris, 1976 nucleotides. RefSeq lists its product as uncharacterized. The record is from RefSeq and is a predicted model, not a curated record. The transcript is spliced from 5 exons. Gene Ontology annotation, molecular function: calcium ion binding. Gene Ontology annotation, cellular component: endoplasmic reticulum. Bases 92 to 1582 code for a protein of 496 amino acids. NCBI's taxonomy places the organism in Eukaryota, Viridiplantae, Streptophyta, Magnoliopsida, Lamiales, Oleaceae.